UCAUUGUCAUUUCGUCUCCCAGAUGAAACAGUCUGCACUGGCAAUCGAUAUAAAGGCAUGAUAGUUUCAAUCUCGUAAUUAAUCCCAGCCCACCCUGUGCAGUAAUUUUUAUUCUUGUUCGUUUCAUCUGUUGUGCCUAUCGCUAUCAACGUACUUUAGUGUGAUAAGAAGUUUCAGCUAUGUUGCGAAUUAUAUGUCAUUCAGUGCUGGUGUGUAUUUUAGCUCAGUUGUUGAUUUGUGGAGUGGUGAGUGCAGAAAUGCUAGACUUACAGAAAGCGUUUGCCGAACAUGGUGUUGUCCCAGACGUCGUUGAUGUUACUCCAAAAGAGAUUGCUAAAAUUGCCUACCCAAGUGGAGUAUCUGUACAGGGUGGUAAUGAGUUAACUCCGACACAGGUGAAAGAUCAACCUAAAAUCGAGUGGACAUCCGACCCGAACUCUUAUUACACCUUAUUCAUGGUAGAUCCCGAUGCUCCCAACAGAACUGAACCAAAGUUUCGGUCAGUUUGUCAUUGGUUCGUAGGCAACAUACCAGGUGGAAAGAUCGAGGACGGAGAUCAUCGUAUUGCAUUUAUCGGUUCUGGGCCUCCGGAAGGAAGUGGGCUCCAUCGAUAUGUUUUUCUGAUCUACAAACAGAAUGGAAAAAUUGAUCUAUCCGAUGCACCACGGACAUCUAACCGGAGCAGAAAUAAUCGUCUGAAUUUCCAGCACAAAGAUUACGUUACCAAGUACGCUCUGGGAGAAUUGAUUGCAGGAAAUUUUUAUCAAGCACAGUUCGACCAAUACGUACCGACUUUGCAUGCACAGCUUUCAUCCGGUACCGAAUAAAUGCUUAAAAUGUGUCUUGGCAGACGGAGAUUAUUUCAAUACUACUUGAACAUUUUCUAAGCAAUAUCAACAAUUGCAAUCUAAGAGCGUGUUGUUAUUAUCGUAAAUUUUAAAUUUCUACGCUAUUGUUUUAAGUAUAUCAUUUGCGUUAAAAUCUAAGGUGAACUUUCAAUUCGAUGCAUGCAAAAUUAGUUUCGGUUGACUUAUUUCAGAUUACCGAUCAAAAAUAAAAUCACUUAACCUCAAAAAUGUA
Malaya genurostris is the source of this 1080-nucleotide messenger RNA. Its product is annotated as protein D3-like. The transcript is spliced from 2 exons. Bases 180 to 827 code for a protein of 215 amino acids. The record is from RefSeq and is a predicted model, not a curated record. Lineage: Eukaryota; Metazoa; Arthropoda; Insecta; Diptera; Culicidae.